Messenger RNA from Oncorhynchus kisutch (coho salmon), 786 nucleotides. RefSeq names its product skin secretory protein xP2-like. Lineage: Eukaryota; Metazoa; Chordata; Actinopteri; Salmoniformes; Salmonidae. The record is from RefSeq and is a predicted model, not a curated record. The transcript has 3 exons. Bases 1 to 786 code for a protein of 261 amino acids.
AUGGGCAGACAGGCCCAGGCUCCAGCCCCCUCUCCCAGGCAGACAGGCCCAGGCUCCAGCCCCCUCUCCCAGGCAGACAGGCCCAGGCUCCAGCCCCCUCUCCCAGGCAGACAGGCCCAGGCUCCAGCCCCCUCUCCCAGGCAGACAGGCCCAGGCUCCAGCCCCCUCUCCCAGGCAGACAGGCCCAGGCUCCAGCCCCCUCUCCCAGGCAGACAGGCCCAGGCUCCAGCCCCCUCUCCCAGGCAGACAGGCCCAGGCUCCAGCCCCCUCUCCCAGGCAGACAGGCCCAGGCUCCAGCCCCCUCUCCCAGGCAGACAGGCCCAGGCUCCAGCCCCCUCUCCCAGGCAGACAGGCCCAGGCUCCAGCCCCCUCUCCCAGGCAGACAGGCCCAGGCUCCAGCCCCCUCUCCCAGGCAGACAGGCCCAGGCUCCUGCUCCCUCUCCCAGGCAGACAGGCCCAGGCUCCAGCCCCCUCUCCCAGGCAGACAGGCCCAGGCUCCAGCCCCCUCUCCCAGGCAGACAGGCCCAUGUUCCAGCCCCCUCUCCCAGACAGGCCCAGGUCUCCAGCCCCCUCUCCCAGGCAGGCCCAUGCCCAGGCUCCAGCCCCCUCUCCCAGGCAGGCAGGCAGGCCCAGGCUCCUGCUCCCUCUCCCAGACAGGCCCAGGCUCCAGCCCCCUCGCCCAGGCUCCAGCCCCCUCUCCCAGGCAGGCAGGCCCAGGCUCCAGCCCCCUCUCCUGCAACAGAAGCGCUCUCGCAGGCAGGCAGUCCCAACAUAGGGGAGGUGUAA